AUGGACCCAAGCGUCGUCAAUUCUCUAUCUUCACCCAUCACCUCUCUGCCCCCAGAGCUACUCACCUACAUCUUCGAGUUGUCCAUCACCACAAGUCCGGAAAGUGGCACAACAACGGUCGAUACCAGCGCCAGCAUUUACGCCGCUCGUAUCUCCACCCUCUUCCACCUUCUGCGCGUGUCCAGGUCAUGGCGUCUCGUCGUACUCCCGAUGUUGUACAAGAACAUCGUUAUCCCCCUACAAGACCCUUUCCAGGCGAGUGGGAUGAUGACAGCGUUGCGGGAGGGUGGAAAAGGGGAGAUGGUCCACCAACUGGAGGUGGACGACGUGCCAGAAUGGAAACGCCACCCUCCACCAGAAGACGAAGGCUUACCAUUCGACCUACCUCCGGGCACAUCAUUCGACCAGCCCAUUCUCCCCACAUCAGAUAGCACGGAUCCCUUGGCAGACGAAUCGCCGUUCUCCCCUCUCCGACUCUCGUUGCUCGCUAUAACUCUCUGUCCACACAUCCGCACCCUCGUCCUCACCCUCCGGCUCUACCCAUCCCCGCGCGCCUUCUCCGCACUGUGCACUUCCCUCCUCUCGUUACAAGACCUCCAGAAUUUCGAAAUUAGAAGCAAAGAGCAGAACCCCUUUAGGGGACACGCGCAGGGAGCGGUGUUGUUCACACCGGACAAGCUGCUGCAGAUGGUGUUGCCGCUCAAGGGGCUCCGGAGGCUUAACGUCAGCCCAGUAUCACACGGGACAAACACAUCUACCUAUCACUAUGACAAUGCAACUUCUGAAGAGGAGAAGUCUUCGAAUCAGACACACGACCUCCUGAGGCAGCUCACCGCCACCGGCACACUCUACACCGUCGACAUCCUUUGCCUGUUACGACCCUUUCCUAGCCUGCGCCUCCUUCACCUGCAUUUGGCAAGAGAGAGUUGUAUCACACACGAGUGCCUGGCGCGUGUACUGUGGCGUCUGAGGGCAACAAUAGAGGAUGUGGAAGUGACGUGCACGCCAGACAAUCUGCGGUUUACCGAGAAGCGGGUAGCUGUAGGAUUCGGUGGGGAGACCUGGAGUAGAUCGACUACACUAGGCAAAGAUGGCGAGGACGUAGAAGGGCUAUGGAAGUAUGACGAUUUCCCGGUAGAACGUGUCCUUCCGCAUCUGAUCGCUCUUCACACCCUCGCGCUCAACAUCUACAACCCCCGUGCAGCAUGGUCCACGUCUCUCUCCACGACCAAUACUCCUGGCUCUGUUGCUGUCGUAGCGGGAGGACUGUUCUCUCGAGAGGUGUUUGGUGCCCUGCCAAUGGGGCUAAGGGUGCUUCGCGCAGAUAUUGGAGAUGUGUCCCCGACAGCGGUGGCUCGUUUUCUGCGAAAGGUUCGUCCACCGGUUCUGGAGGAGGAUUCAGCCGCUUCAGUGAAAGUACCACUGUUGCCUGGAUCGUACUCCAGCCCGACGUUGUGCUCCACGCGGAGGUUGGGGGACACGAAGGAGAAGCGCAACUACGGCAUGCUUAAAUUCAACCUCGCCGUUUGGGGCCCCUCUUGGCGAGAACAGGCCGACGGGAUACGUGAAGAUGCUGAGCUGCGCACACUAGUGGUCGAUGAGCUUGGAGGGAAGUAUGAGCUCCAGGAAGGGUGGACCAAAGGAUUCGUCGAGGUUGUUCUACCCGAGGUUAAUGAACAGUAGCGAGAAGUAAGCGGAGGACGGCGUGAGUCGAACGGUGCCCCAGAUGGAGAUCAGCUCCCUCUUAAGCACCCAAGGAGGUUUGAGGAGGCGGAGGAAAGAGAUGAAGAGAGAACAAGUAGAUGAUCAGAUCUGCUACAGAUGGAUGUAGGAU
This is a messenger RNA of Dacryopinax primogenitus, 1834 nucleotides long. RefSeq lists its product as uncharacterized. The transcript has a single exon. The record is from RefSeq and is a predicted model, not a curated record. Lineage: Eukaryota; Fungi; Basidiomycota; Dacrymycetes; Dacrymycetales; Dacrymycetaceae. The coding region runs from base 1 to 1683 and encodes 560 amino acids.